This is a messenger RNA of Tribolium madens (black flour beetle), 1300 nucleotides long. Its product is annotated as enoyl-[acyl-carrier-protein] reductase, mitochondrial. The coding region runs from base 146 to 1228 and encodes 360 amino acids. The transcript has a single exon. Lineage: Eukaryota; Metazoa; Arthropoda; Insecta; Coleoptera; Tenebrionidae. Gene Ontology annotation, cellular component: mitochondrion. Gene Ontology annotation, biological process: fatty acid metabolic process. Gene Ontology annotation, molecular function: trans-2-enoyl-CoA reductase (NADPH) activity. The record is from RefSeq and is a predicted model, not a curated record.
UGUCGGUAAAUCAGUGAGUUUCUUUAACGUCAGUUUGACAUUUUUUUUUCAUUAGGAAAUGUUUUUAUUAAUAACUAGUUCAAAGUUUAACUUUUUGUGACUUUUUCCUCAAAUUACUUUAUUUACGUAAUAACCCUGAGUGAUAAUGGCCACCUUGACGCGCCAGUUGGCCAAUUCCAUAAAAUUGCAACUUAACCUCAACUUUCGCCGGUACAACAGCACCGCAACUAAACUCGUCUACGCCGAGCAUGGGGACCCCAUUAAAGUCGUCCACAAAGCAAGCGAACCCAUCCCCGAGCCUAAAGACGACGAAGUCAUCGUUAAAAUGCUUGCAGCUCCUGUAAAUCCUGCUGAUAUAAACACAAUCCAGGGAAAGUACCCUUCUCGGCCCCCUUUACCCGCAGUUCCUGGAAAUGAGGGUGUUGGAGAAGUGGUCUGUGUUGGAAAAGGCGUGAAUGAUCUUAAGGAGGGUGAUCGUGUUGUGCCUCUUGUCAACGCUUUGGGUACAUGGAGGACACACACUGUUGUCUCUAAGAACAACCUGCUGAAGGUUCCUAAGAAAUUGGGGCUAGUGGAGGCGGCGACCCUCACAGUUAACCCCUGCACGGCUUAUCGAAUGCUCCGCGAUUUCGUUGAUCUCAAACCUGGAGACACUGUUAUCCAAAAUGGGGCCAAUUCCGCCUGUGGACAAAACGUGAUUCAAAUUUGCCGCGCAUGGGGCAUCAGGAGCGUAAAUAUAGUGAGAGACAGGGCUGGUAUCGACGAAUUGCGUUGUUUCUUGCAAAAUCUGGGGGCCAAUCAUGUUCUUACCGAAGAGGAAUUGAGAAAAACCGAGAUUUUUAAAAGCAGACAGCUUGAGAAGCCGAAAUUAGCGCUGAAUUGUGUCGGGGGGCAAAACGCUUUGGAGGUCAUGAGGCAUUUGGAGAAAGGAGGGACCAUGGUGACAUAUGGGGGCAUGUCGAGGGAGCCAGUGACGGUCCCCACCUCUGCUCUUAUUUUCAAAGAUUUGAGAAUUAGGGGGUUUUGGAUGACUGAUUGGACGAAACAAAAUGCCGAUAGUGUUGACCGAUUUGAAAUGUUUGAAGAGUUGAUUUCCAUGAUGACCACAAAUGAAUUGCAAGGGCCGGCCUUUAAAAUGGUCGAUUUUGAACAGUACAAAGAGGCCUUGAUGAACACCAUGACCAUCAAGGGAAUGAUCGGCAAAAAAUACAUCUUGGAGUUUAAAUAAAUUGUUUUGUUUGUUGUUGUUAGAUUAAUAAGGAUUUCAAAGAACCAAAUAAAGAAAUAUUUAUCAGUUUCA